Ilyonectria robusta is the source of this 915-nucleotide messenger RNA. RefSeq names its product mitochondrial carrier domain-containing protein. Gene Ontology annotation, biological process: mitochondrial L-ornithine transmembrane transport. The transcript is spliced from 2 exons. Lineage: Eukaryota; Fungi; Ascomycota; Sordariomycetes; Hypocreales; Nectriaceae. The record is from RefSeq and is a predicted model, not a curated record. Bases 1 to 915 code for a protein of 304 amino acids. Gene Ontology annotation, molecular function: L-ornithine transmembrane transporter activity.
AUGGACGCUCCGGCAAUUGAGGUGGAGGCAGCGCAGGCCGGCGGCCUGGAGACGGCCAAGGAUUUGCUCUCGGGCGCCGUGGGAGGAAUUGCGCAGGUUCUUAUUGGCCAGCCCUUUGACAUCGUCAAGGUCCGUCUCCAGACGUCAUCCCAGUACUCCGGCGCCCUCGAGGCGGCCACCUCCAUCUACCGCAACGAGGGCGCUCUCGCCUUCUACAAGGGCACGCUGACGCCGCUCAUCGGCAUCGGCGCCUGCGUGUCGGUGCAGUUCGGCGCUUUCCACAAGGCGCGCCGGUGGCUCGAGGACCGCAACGCCGCCAACGGCCGCCGCGCCGACCUCUCGUACGGCCAGUACGCCGCCGCCGGAGCCUUCGCCGGCGUGGCCAACUCGGUCCUCUCCGGCCCCAUCGAGCACAUCCGCAUUCGCCUGCAGAGCCAGCCGCACGGCGCCGGCCGCCUGUACGACGGUCCCCUCGACUGCAUCCGCAAGAUCGGCGCUCACGAUGGUACUCUGCGCGCUCUCUACCGCGGCCAGGCCGUCACCAUCUGGCGUGAGGCCUUCGCCUACGGCGCCUGGUUCACCUCUUUCGAGUACAUGAUGAAUGCCGACGCCGCCCGCAACAAGAUCGACCGCAAGGACAUCGCCAGUUACAAGAUUGCUUUCUACGGCGGUCUCGCCGGUGAGGUCCUCUGGCUCGCCAGCUACCCUCUCGACGUCGUCAAGAGCAAGAUGCAAACCGACGGCUUCGGUCCUAACCAGCGCUACCGCAACAUGCGCGACUGCUUCGCCACGACCUUCCGCGCUGAGGGAGCCCGCGGCUUCUUCAAGGGCAUUGCCCCUACCCUGCUCAGAGCCAUGCCUGUCAGCGCCGGCACCUUUGCCGUCGUCGAGAUGACCAGGAGAGCACUCGACUAG